CACAUUUUAAAGAUGGCGGACGUAUCUUUGGAUGAUUACAUCCAGAAAAAGAACUUUACUGUUCAAAUUAGGAAUGUUGGUAAUGAAAGCAGAGCAGGCAAAAAUUUUGUAAAAGGAAAAGUUAAAUUUCAAAAACAGGCAACUCGGUCUCCAAGGACAAACAGAGUAACAUUUAGAAGUCCGAAGAAUGUUAUGAUGCAAAAACAGAGAAAUGGGCGUUUGUCUCUGCAAACUAAAAAGAAUAAUAUUAUAUCUUUACAAACUCGUAAAAAUAAAGGACUACAGGAUAAAUCAAAUAUCAAACCGAUUUCUGUGUCGUUUCCAAAUAAAAAUCUGUCUGGUUUUAAUAAGACAGUUUUUGAUGCAAGAGACAAAAUCGCUGCAGCCAAACGUCCAAAUGAUGCACGUGACAAACUAGCAGCCAAAGCUAAAUUAUCUGAUGCUAGAAUGAAAAUUCAACAAAAUAAAAAUAAACAGAACAAUAAUAGUGGACAAGUUAUUGUAACAGGACUUGGUAAAACAUUCAAAACAAUCAAUACUGAAGUAAAAACAAAUCCAAACUUUACUAGAACAAUUAAUUCUGGAGUCAAGACAAAUACUGGGUUUACUAGAACUAUUGGAAAUCAAGGAAAUUCUUCAGGAGGUGUCCAAAUAUCUGGUAAUUCCAUGACAAUAACAAGAAAUGUUAAUAAUGCUCCGACUCAGAUGAAUACCGGUAAUCAUAAUAAUGGAUCUACAAAUUUCAAAAUAACAAGAACACUUGGAGGUCAGGGAUCUCGACAAGGUGUUCAGAUGUCUGGUAAUGCCAUGACCAUUACAAGAAAUAUUGACAAUACACAAUCUCAGAAUGUACAGAUAACAAGUGGAAGAGGGCCAGUUUUUAAAGUCCAAAAUGAUGAAUACGAAACUGUGGCAGAUCCUUUGGUAGAGGAGUAUUAUGAUGAACCUGUGGGAUACCAUUAUGGUCAACCAAAAACACAUGUCACAGAAAAAACACUGACCGUCAAAUAUCCACAAACAUUACGUCCACAACCUAUACCUGUUAUUACUUCUAAGCCUCCAAUCAAACCCGCACCAAUAGCUGUGAAAAGGAAAGCCCCAACACAGGGACCACUGAAAUUUGCUAGUUCAGGUCCUCUGAAGUUAGCGAGUGGACCAUUAAAGUUUGCUAAAACUACCAUGGUAGCAGAUAUGGUUGAUGUUAUUAAGAAACCUAAGUUAAUAAAACAGGAAAUUAGAAUGGCCAUUAAUGAAGACCAGGUACCAGAUUUAGCACAAACAUUGGUCAGUCCAUUACAAGGAUAUAAGAUUUCCAUUACCAAUCUCCAUCCUGUCGUCAGUCAAGAUGAUAUUGUUGAAUUAUUUGGUGCAGUAGGAGCUAUGAAAAGAGCCAGACUUGUUAAGGAAGGUAUAGGAGAGGUUAUGUAUGUACAGAAAGAAGAUGCUGCCAAAGCUAUACAGAAAUACCAUAACAGAGAAUUAGAUGGUAUUCCAAUGCAGGUAAAAUUGGCAGUUCCAAAGCAAACACCUGUCCCUAAACCAGUGAUACCUACAGCACCUUCAGAGGACACACCCCCUUCAGCUAAAGCUGAACCACUCAAGUUGUUUAAGGGAACAAACAAGAAAGUACCAGAGUCUGAUAUAGAGACAGGCACCUUGCACAGAGCAUUGUUUAAGACUGGUGUUACACAGCCUUCAAAACUUGUUACUUUUACUGUAAAAAUAUGAACAAAAUGAUCAUCUCAUUAUUCAUUUUUGUUAAUCAUUAUUCUGAAAGGGAAGUUGGUGUAUACUUUUAUUUUGGUAGGGAAUGGAAUUUUAGUAGUUUAAAAUGGUUUAAUCGGCUAUACAAAAAAACUCAUUUGGUUUAUUAGAGGAUAUUUAACUUCCAUCUGAACCAACUUGAAUAUAACAAAAUGGUCUAUAUGUUUUAAAAAAAAAUGACAAUUGGUGAAUUAUUUUUUAUCAAGAAUCAUUGAUUAUAACAUCAUUUUUUUAUUGGGAAUACUGAUAGUACCAGGCAUUCACCUUUUAUGUUUUGUGGAUUCAUAAUUAUUUGUGAUGUCUCAAUUUUUGUGGUUUAUUGUGGGUAUAGCUGAACAACAAAUUCAAUUGUUCAAUGAAGUACAAAUUUCUUAUGUGCUUGUAUUCAGACUUGGGUCCCAUGAAAUGCAGUAUCUAAGAAAAUACAAAUUUUUCUUGAAUCCACAAAUAUUGGUACCCACGGAGAUAAGUUAAUCAACAGUAACUUCUGUUUCAUUGAUGAUCUGUUGUCAUUUGGAGUAGUUACCUUUGUAAAAAUUCCCUACAUAUUUAUUUCCUAAAAACAGUGAACUGAUUGUUACAGUAUACCUUAUAACUAUGUAGAGUUUGUUUUAGCUCAAUUAUUGAAAUAUAAAACUUCAUUGAAAAUUGAUAUUAUAAUAAAUGCUUGGGUUUUGUGGUUUCUAAUUUUUCUAAUUUAAUCUCUUGCGAGUCCCACAGUAAGAAAAUUGCAUUUAAUUUUGAAUUAAAAGAGUUUCAUUUAAAGAUACCAAAGUUGUUUUAGUUUUAUAUUUGAAACUGAUUCAUGAGGAGAAGUAGGUCAAAUAUAACUUUUAAAAGCGUUUUCAAGAUAUGACAUUCGCUGUAGUUGAGGAAAAAGCCAAUACACUGACUAAUUUAUCCAUAUCCAUUGAGAUGAAAUCCAGAAAUUAGAAGAAUGAUAAAAGUGACAAUAAAGGUGUAGUCUAGAUAUAUAUGUUUUUUAAUGAAUGCAAUAAGGACAUUUACUUAAGCAUGUUAAGCAGUUGACUAGAAAGAGAUUUUUGAUACAUAAGUAUUUACCAUAGACUGUUAGGCUUAUUUAUGUGCCAUGCACCAUCUACAUCAAGUUAUCUUAAUAAAAACAUUUAUCAUAUCAUUACAUAUGAACAUGUGUAUAAUGUCAUCACAUGUGUAUUAUAGUGUUGAAAGUGGUGUUAAACACCAAUCAAUCAAUCAAUCACAUGUGUAUUAUGUUAUAACAUGUGGAUAAUGUCAUUACAUGUGUAUUAUGUCAUUACAUGUGUAUAAUGGUUGUUGUUGUGAUUAUAUCAAACAUGUAUAGUGAUGCUAAAUUUGAUAUGUAAAUUUUAAAUCUCUUUACAUCAUCCAAUUUUAUGAAAUUGGGACAGAAAUUCUUCACAAUCCCACCUGGUGUUUACAUAAUAAUUUCACUUUUGUAUUGUAUUAUUCAAACAUAAUUUUAAAUUGGUAAUUCUUUGUGAAAUAGAUAAUUUAUUUGGUGACAGUACAAUUUGAAUUAACACCAUUGUUCUAUGACAGGUCCUAUAAUUCAGACAAAAUUCAGUUGUGUGAUAAGGGUGAAAUAAAAAGUAUGAAAAAGUUAUUAAUAGAUUUAUUAAGUUUUAAUUUGACAGGAUGUUCUUUAACUAUUAUGAUUUUGUUAUGCUACUAUCCUUCAUUUAUGUAUUAUUGUAUGAAUUUACUGAAAGAAAACAGUGCUGUGAUUCUAGAGCACCUGGCAGAUAGGCCAGGUGAGAUGUAGCCAUAAUUUUGCAUUCAACGGUUAUCAUUAAGACUUCUGAAAUAUUUUAUCACUUUCUCUCAAAAUUGACAUAAUACAUAAAAACUUGGUGGGAGAUGAGUAUGUAUGUUUUACUUUGUUCCAGUCAGAUAAAAAUAGGAUGAACAAAGCCAGUUCAUUAUUCUCAUCAGUCAGUUAAUAGAUUUGACUUGAUACAUAUGUACAAUGGCCAAAUAUGUCUCAACUACAAGAGAGAUAAAUAUGAAAAUGCAUAGUAAAGGUUUCUUACCAGUCAAGCAGCAAACAUUGUAGUGAUGUCUUUAAAUAACGAAUUUGUAACUAAGAUAAGUAAUACAGACUGGUGUAAGAUUUGAUAUAUUUUGACAUCUUGAUCAAAUAAAUUGUUACAAUAUGA
This is a messenger RNA of Mytilus californianus (California mussel), 3923 nucleotides long. RefSeq lists its product as uncharacterized. The record is from RefSeq and is a predicted model, not a curated record. Gene Ontology annotation, biological process: mRNA export from nucleus. The transcript is spliced from 10 exons. Bases 13 to 1728 code for a protein of 571 amino acids. Gene Ontology annotation, molecular function: mRNA binding. NCBI's taxonomy places the organism in Eukaryota, Metazoa, Mollusca, Bivalvia, Mytilida, Mytilidae. Gene Ontology annotation, cellular component: nucleus.